This is a messenger RNA of Closterium sp. Naga37s-1, 1002 nucleotides long. The record is from the annotation of a GenBank genome assembly. Lineage: Eukaryota; Viridiplantae; Streptophyta; Zygnematophyceae; Desmidiales; Closteriaceae.
AUGAGCGCGGUUGCGGGCAGAAUGUGGGGAUGCGCGGGAAUGCCUGUAGCGUCCUUCCCGUGCUUCCCCCGCUUUUCCCCCUUCACUCCCCCCUUUCCCCCCUCCGCUCCACCCCCCCCCUCCCUCCCACGGCUCCCUUUCACACGCCUGCCAACCACCACCUUCCCCUACUCCCCCGCACCUUCCCAGCAGCAGCAGCAGCAGCAGCAGCAGAUUCUGCCGAGACAGGAGGAGGAGCAUGCACCAGUAGCAGCAACCGAUUCUGCCGAUUCAGCAGGCUUGGAUGACGACGGCAGCGACCUCACCAUGAUCACGCUCGCGGAUGCUGACGCCUACAAGCCCUACAGCAAGCCCCCAAGGAGGUGGCGCGGCAGGUGUGAGAAGCGGGCGGAUUUCAGCGCGUGCAACCGCAAGGUGAUUGGAGCGCGCUUCUUCAGCAAGGGCUUUAAGAGGAACGUGGGGGCCAUCAGCAGCAGCGCCGACUAUCUUUCGGCUCGAGAUGCGGACGGCCAUGGCACUUGGUGUGCCGGAGCAGCAGCAGGCAACGGGCACGUGCAGUAUGCAGCAGGCACGGGCUAUUCAUACGGCAACACCAGCGGCAUGGCUCCUCGCGCUCGACUCGCCAUCUACAAGGUCCUCUGGAAACAGAGAGACGGGCAGACGCUCGCAACGUACUCGGACAUCCGCGCAGCCGUUGAUGCGGCCGUAUCCGACGGUGUGGAUGUGCUCUCCAUCUCCCUGGGAGGGAACGUUCCGAGCUACUUCUCAGACAUCGCGUAUCUCAAUGCUGCUAAGGCUGGCGUGUUUAUUGCAAUGGCUGCGGGGAAUUCUGGUCGCCCGAAUCCCAAAAAGCUGGUCGGCACCAUUGGGAAUGCCUCACCCUUCUACCUCACUGUCGGCGCCAGUCAUUGUCUCCCCCUCUCCGCCUCCCCUCCAAAUCCCUUCCAUUUUUUCCCCUUUCAUAUCUCACUUCCUCACCCCGGCUUCCCCUCAGCUCCAUAA